CUUCACCGUGCACACGUUCAGAACUCAGGCCAGGCACAGAGCAUUCCUAUUGAUACGAUGACGACAAUGACGACGACAACGACGACAGCGACGAGAAUCCCUCUUCAGCCUAUAGAGCAAAACACCCUGCAAAGAAAUAUGAAGGCGAGUGACAUCGCCUUCAUCAUCAACAAAGCAUCGGCACAAACAUCUGUGCCAACGUGCAAAGCCAACAACAACAACAACAUACCAGCAGGCCAGGUCUUGAAGCCUACAGACACGUCCUCCUGUGCCAGAAAGCUCAAGUACAGGCUGAGACUCGCAUACUAUAAACUUCGCACGAACCAGGUGAACGUCCCAUUGACUGAGAUCAUCAUGGGCCAGCAGGAAAAGCACGUUACCCCUUCGUUGACCCGCCAUAUCUCUCUUUUGGCUGCAUCUACACCACUAUCACAGAAGAAGAAACGAGUUGCAUUUACCAAAUCACGCUCAAUGUACGAGACCUUAAGCCCUGUUGUUGAAGCACCAUCUUAUUCACAAUCAGCCCUACCAGUUAAAGAUACAUUCAAUCAUAACACCAACAGACAAACAGUGACGCCCGUAAAGCGUUCUCGUGAUGAUAACGGGGAUUUGAUCAUGUCAUCUCCGACUAAAAAGCUAUGCUCCUCUACUCCAGGAUCAUACGGUGCUGCUAAGUCUUUGUUACAACUAUCACUUAUCAGCACAAACUGAGCAUUGCGCUUCUGUAAGGGAGUGCUAUAUAAUGUAUGUAUGCGAGUGUCAGACAGAAAAACAGGCACUACAACCUAAUGAUAAAGACUCAAUACGCC
Molecule: messenger RNA, 809 nt
Organism: Williopsis jadinii
Lineage: Eukaryota; Fungi; Ascomycota; Saccharomycetes; Phaffomycetales; Wickerhamomycetaceae
Gene: NRM1
Product: Nrm1p
Exons: 1
Coding region: 67-711 (214 amino acids)
Source: RefSeq, a predicted model, not a curated record